Piliocolobus tephrosceles (Ugandan red Colobus) is the source of this 527-nucleotide messenger RNA. RefSeq names its product 60S ribosomal protein L23a. Gene Ontology annotation, cellular component: ribosome. Gene Ontology annotation, molecular function: structural constituent of ribosome; rRNA binding. Bases 1 to 471 code for a protein of 156 amino acids. NCBI's taxonomy places the organism in Eukaryota, Metazoa, Chordata, Mammalia, Primates, Cercopithecidae. The transcript has a single exon. Gene Ontology annotation, biological process: translation. The record is from RefSeq and is a predicted model, not a curated record.
AUGGCGCCGAAAGCAAAGAAGGAAGCUCCUGCCCCUCCUAAAGCCGAAGCCAAAGCGAAGGCUUUAAAGGCCAAGAAAGCAGUGUUGAAAGGUGUCCACAGCCACAAAAAAAAGAAGAUCCGCACGUCACCCACCUUCCGGCGGCCCAAGACACUGCGACUCCGGAGGCAGCCCAAAUAUCCUCGGAAGAGCGCCCCCAGGAGAAACAAGCUUGACCACUAUGCUAUCAUCAAGUUUCCGCUGACCACUGAGUCUGCCAUGAAGAAGAUAGAAGACAACAACACACUUGUGUUCAUUGUGGAUGUUAAAGCCAACAAGCACCAGAUUAAACAGGCUGUGAAGAAGCUCUAUGACAUUGAUGUGGCCAAGGUCAACACCCUGAUUCGGCCUGAUGGAGAGAAAAAGGCAUAUGUUCGACUAGCUCCUGAUUACGACGCUUUGGAUGUUGCCAACAAAAUUGGGAUCAUCUAAACUGAGUCCAGCUGCCCAAUUCUAAAUAUAUAUAUAUAUCUUUUCAACAUAAAAAA